Messenger RNA from Cornus florida, 3577 nucleotides. RefSeq names its product 26S proteasome non-ATPase regulatory subunit 1 homolog A-like. The transcript has 13 exons. Gene Ontology annotation, biological process: regulation of protein catabolic process; proteasome-mediated ubiquitin-dependent protein catabolic process. NCBI's taxonomy places the organism in Eukaryota, Viridiplantae, Streptophyta, Magnoliopsida, Cornales, Cornaceae. Gene Ontology annotation, cellular component: proteasome complex; nucleus; proteasome regulatory particle, base subcomplex. Gene Ontology annotation, molecular function: enzyme regulator activity. The record is from RefSeq and is a predicted model, not a curated record. Bases 194 to 3211 code for a protein of 1005 amino acids.
AGCAGCUAGUCCUAAAUUCUCCUUUUAAAAACCUCGUCUUUACACAAAACACGCCCUCUCUCUUCUCUUAUUGUUUGGUUUCCGGUUUUGCCUUCAAUAAACUUCAAAAAUUGCCAAUUCCAGUAAAGCAGAGGAUUUCUGAAUCCUAGAUUAUUCGACCCAUCGUCGACGGUGUUGGUGGUGGUAGGCAGCGAUGGCGGCGAUGGUGAGCUCGGCGGGAAGCCUCUUGGCGAUGCUGAACGAGACCCAUCCCGUGUUGAAGCUUCACGCUCUCUCCAAUCUCAAUGCCUUCGUUGACUACUUCUGGCCCGAGAUCUCCACGAGCGUACCAAUCAUAGAGAGCUUAUAUGAAGAUGAAGAAUUUGACCAAAGACAACUGGCUGCUUUGCUUGUCUCAAAGGUUUUCUAUUAUUUGGGUGAACUUAAUGACUCAUUGUCAUAUGCACUCGGAGCUGGUCCUCUAUUUGAUGUUUCAGAGGACUCAGAUUAUGUUCAUACACUUCUUGGCAACGCUAUAGAUGAAUAUGCAAGCCUUAAGUGUAAGGCAGCAGAGUCAACUGAUGAAGCAGCAAAGGUUGAUCCUAGGUUGGAGGCCAUUGUUGAAAGACUGUUGGAUAAGUGUAUAAUGGAUGGAAGAUAUCAACAGGCUAUAGGAAUAGCACUUGAAUGCCGAAGGUUGGACAAGCUUGAGGAAGCAAUUACAAGGAGUGAUAAUGUUCAUGCAAAUCUAUCAUAUUGCAUUAACAUCUCUCAUUCAUACGUAAAUCGUAGAGAAUAUCGACGUGAGGUGCUCCGUCUUCUUGUUAAAGUAUAUCAAGAGUUUCAGUCUCCUGAUUAUUUAAGCAUUUGUCAGUGCCUUAUGUUCUUGGAUGAACCUGAAGGUGUUGUGAGCAUUUUGGAAAAGCUUCUGAGGUCAAAAAAUAAGGAAGACGCUCUACUGGCGUUUCAAAUAUCUUUUGAUCUUGUAGAGAAUGAGCACCAAGCCUUUUUAUUGAGUGUGAGAGAUCGGCUUUCUAGUCCCAAGUCUCAACAUUCAGAAACGGUGCAGUCAGAAUCUGCUGCACCAGAUACUGAUCAAAAUACAAAUGCAACUGAAUCAGAGGAUGUCCAAAUGACAGAUGGAACUCAAGCUUUAAGCACGAAUGUGGUUGAAGUGGAUCCAGAUGAAGUAACCUAUGUGGAGAGGUUGACGAAGCUAAAAGGAAUUUUGUCUGGAGAGACUUCAAUUCAGUUAACUCUACAAUUCUUAUAUAGUCAUAACAAAUCGGAUCUUCUUAUACUUAAGACAAUAAAGCAGUCUGUUGAGAUGAGAAAUAGUGUUUGCCAUAGUGCAACAAUUUAUGCUAAUGCUAUUAUGCAUGCUGGAACAACAGUGGAUACAUUUCUCAGGGAGAAUCUGGACUGGCUGAGUAGGGCCACAAAUUGGGCAAAAUUUAGUGCGACAGCGGGGUUAGGUGUUAUACAUAGAGGGCAUCUGCAGCAGGGAAGAUCUUUGAUGGCCCCUUACUUGCCACAGAGUGGUGCUGGUGGUGGUGGCAGUCCAUACUCAGAAGGUGGUGCUCUCUAUGCUCUGGGUCUGAUACAUGCAAACCACGGCGAGGGCAUAAAACAGUUUCUUCGUGAUAGCCUACGUAAUACCAAUGUUGAGGUUAUUCAGCAUGGUGCAUGUUUAGGUCUUGGUUUAGCAGCUCUGGGAACUGCUGAUGAAGACAUUUAUGAUGACAUAAAGAAUGUGCUUUAUACUGACAGCGCUGUUGCUGGUGAAGCUGCUGGUAUCAGUUUGGGCUUGCUGAUGGUUGGAACUGCAAGUGAGAAAGCAAGUGAAAUGCUUGUGUAUGCACACGAGACGCAGCAUGAGAAGAUUAUUAGAGGUUUGGCAUUGGGGAUAGCACUCACAGUCUACGGAAGGGAAGAAGAAGCAGACACACUAAUCGAGCAGAUGACUCGGGAUCAAGACCCCAUAUUACGUUACGGUGGAAUGUAUGCGUUGGCAUUGGCAUACAGUGGAACAGCAAACAACAAGGCCAUUCGCCAGCUGCUGCACUUUGCUGUAUCAGAUGUGAGUGACGAUGUCAGGCGAACUGCUGUUCUAGCCCUUGGGUUCGUCCUGUAUUCUGAACCGUCACAGACCCCUCGGAUUGUUUCCCUUCUAUCUGAAUCUUACAAUCCCCAUGUUCGAUAUGGUGCGGCUAUGGCAGUAGGCAUUUCCUGUGCGGGUACUGGUCUGAGCGAAGCCAUAUCUUUGUUAGAGCCUCUGACAUCAGAUGUAGUUGAUUUUGUUCGUCAAGGUGCUCUCAUUGCAAUGGCUAUGGUCAUGGUCCAAAUCAGUGAAGCUAGUGAUUCUCGUGUUGGAGCAUUUAGGAGACAGUUGGAAAAAAUAAUCUUGGAUAAGCAUGAAGACACCAUGAGCAAGAUGGGAGCAAUUUUGGCUUCUGGAAUCCUUGAUGCUGGUGGAAGGAAUGUGACCAUUAAACUGCUUUCUAAGACAAAACAUGAUAAGAUCACUGCAAUUGUUGGUCUUGCUGUUUUCAGCCAGUUUUGGUAUUGGUAUCCCCUUAUCUAUUUCAUUAGCUUGUCGUUCUCGCCAACAGCUUUUAUUGGACUGAACUAUGAUUUGAAAGUUCCGAAAUUUGAAUUCUUGUCACAUGCAAAGCCAUCACUGUUUGAAUACCCUCGGCCAACUACUGUACCCACCAGUGCAUCGACUGUGAAACUUCCCACUGCAGUUUUAUCAACUUAUGCAAGGGCCAAAGCUAGGGCUAGUAAGAAAGAGGCAGCAGAUCAGAAGGCUAAUACCGAAAAGGCAUCCAAGACGGAGUCUUCUUCUGUAGUCUCAAAUGAGGAGAAAGGGAAAUCGUCGGCUGACAAGGAUGGGGACUCUAUGCAGGUUGAUAAUCCAGUGGAGAAGAGGACAGAGAUAGAGCCAUCUUUUGAAAUUUUGACCAACCCAGCGAGGGUGGUCCCUGCUCAGGAGAAAUUCAUUAAAUUUCUGGAAGAAAGCAGAUAUGUGCCAGUGAAGUCAGCAUCUUCGGGAUUUGUGCUCUUGAAAGAUCUACGGCCAACUGAACCUGAGGUGCUGUCUCUCACUGAUUCACCCUCAUCAACAGCAUCCAAUGUCGGUGGCUCAGCAACUGGACAACAGGGCUCAGCUGCGGCUAUGGCUGUCGAUGAGGAACCUCAGCCUCCCCCGCCAUUUGAAUACGCAACAUGAUUCUGGUUAUAUUCAAAUACUGCGUUGCAAUCUUUGAUGGUAUUUACCUGGGAAAAAUGAGGUGCUUUAUUUUUAGAGAAGAAAAGAUUGGUCCGAGCAAAUCACUCUAUGGUUAUCCUCUGUGGUAAUGGCGUGCCUCAGGUAAUUUAUACGGGCAUUUAUGAUGUCGCUAUUUUCUUCUUGAUUGUUAUCAGUCUGUCGUAUUUGUAUUGCCCCAGACGUUAUACGUUUUGAAGUGGGGAGGAUAGUGCCUGUAAUGAGUUUCUGUCAUCGAAUUCCGGCGACUUGAUAGGACAAACAUGCUUUGUAACAGCUUCCAAUUUAAAUUUAAGAAAGGAAAUGAACUUGUCUAGUUUUCAUCUGAAA